UGUUACUUCUUCUCGCCAGCUGCUUCUGAUCUGGUCCUUCACGCGGCUCUGGUCCAGGAGACGGCGUACAUUGAGGACCGGCCCCUGCACAUGCUGUACUGCGCCGCCGAAGAGAAUUGUCUGUCCAGCACCGCUCGCAAUGCCAACUGGCCGUACGGCCACCGCCGGCUCCUGCGCUUCUCCUCCCAGAUACACAACAACGGGCGGGCGGACUUCCGGCCCAAGGCGGGCAGACACUCCUGGGUGUGGCACGAAUGCCACGGGCAUUACCACAGCAUGGACAUUUUCACACACUAUGACCUGCUCACGUCAAACGGGACCAAAGUGGCCGAGGGACACAAGGCCAGCUUCUGCCUGGAGGACACGGAGUGCCAGGAACUGGUCAGUAAGAGAUACGAAUGCGCCAACUUUGGGGAACAAGGGAUCACGGUGGGAUGUUGGGAUUUGUAUCGUCACGACAUUGACUGCCAAUGGAUCGAUAUCACGGAUGUCAAACCCGGCAACUACAUACUACAGGUCGUCAUUAACCCGAAUUUCGAGGUGGCGGAGAGCGACUUCACCAACAACGCCAUGAAGUGUAACUGCAAAUACGACGGCCACCGGAUCUGGAUCCACCACUGCCACCUCGGUGAGCGUCCAAUCAGAGCCAAUCCCAGACCAAAGCGGGGGCGGGGCCACCAGAAAUCAUCAUAUACAGGGCUACAUACGUGUCCAAUCAGCUGGGAGACUAAAGGUCACGUUGUGGAUCACGGGUCACCCCAGGUCCUGGUCACAUAUGUGC
Molecule: messenger RNA, 781 nt
Organism: Nanorana parkeri
Lineage: Eukaryota; Metazoa; Chordata; Amphibia; Anura; Dicroglossidae
Product: lysyl oxidase homolog 3-like
Exons: 4
Biological process (GO): peptidyl-lysine oxidation
Molecular function (GO): protein-lysine 6-oxidase activity; copper ion binding
Source: RefSeq, a predicted model, not a curated record